Messenger RNA from Leptidea sinapis, 1921 nucleotides. RefSeq names its product neuronal acetylcholine receptor subunit alpha-5-like. The record is from RefSeq and is a predicted model, not a curated record. Gene Ontology annotation, cellular component: membrane; neuron projection; synapse. The transcript is spliced from 12 exons. Gene Ontology annotation, molecular function: extracellular ligand-gated monoatomic ion channel activity; transmembrane signaling receptor activity; neurotransmitter receptor activity. The coding region runs from base 58 to 1896 and encodes 612 amino acids. NCBI's taxonomy places the organism in Eukaryota, Metazoa, Arthropoda, Insecta, Lepidoptera, Pieridae. Gene Ontology annotation, biological process: monoatomic ion transmembrane transport; chemical synaptic transmission; nervous system process.
UCAGAACUUGUGUUUGUUGCGGACAGAAUAUCGCGCUUUCUUUGUUUGUUUUACAUAAUGAAGUGGUUUUUUAAAGUGUUAUUGUUGAUGUUUAGUGGAUAUGUGCUUGAAUCAACUUAUUCGUUUUCUUAUCAUACGGCCCUUCACUGCAAGGAAUACCAGUGCAUAUAUGGAUACACUUACAAGACGUACUUCAAAGUUAGCGGACUGCAGAGACGUCGGAAUACGUCUGACCCAAGUGUAAUAUUUGAACUGCAUCUCGCUAUUCUAGCGGCCAGCAAUGGACAUAUACUUCUAUCUACCGUGCCUAUGCCGACUGCAAAUGACCCUGUUUACGAAAUAGUAAUUGGCGGUGGAGGCAACAGAUUCACAGAACUCAGACGUAACCUGAAAAGAAACGCCAAAGUCUCAAGUAAAACAAUCGGAGUGUUGUCGCCGAUUGAUUUCAGAGAUUUUUACAUAAAAAUUACUGAAGAUGGUCUAAUUGAAUUCGGCAGAGAAAACGAGCUCCUCCCGAUUCUGAGCUAUUUGGACUCGGACCCGAUAACAGUGAAAUUUUUCAGUUUCGCAGCUUGGAGUGGUGUUGAAGCGAAGUUCCUCUAUGAUUGCCCAACUAAUGUAGAACAGAAUCAUUCAAUUUUUUCCGAAAAACCACCGGACACAAAGCGUGUUGAAGCAAGAUUAUCAAACUCGGAUAGACUGAAACGGAUAUUACUUCAGGGAAAGGAACCGUUGUUGCCACCAGAACAUCGUAUGACGGUCAGCAUGCGAAUCAAAAUCACAAGUGUAGCCUAUGAUGCAUUUGAGUCUAAAUUGUCAACGGGAAUUGCUUUAGUUUUGAAAUGGACAGACAACAGCAUGGCUUGGAAUCCCAGUAAAUUUAAUGGAACUAGUACAAUUUCUCUUCGACAAGGACAAAUUUGGACCCCGGAAUUUCAUGUUUUCAAUUCAGACUCCCCGGGAAUGAUUGAGGCAAAGAGCCCUGAGAUGAUAACGAUGGUAAACAGCGGUGAAGCAACGUUUCAUCUGCAGACUGUGGUUCAUACUUGGUGCUAUGAUUAUAAUACCACAUAUACCAGAUGGCCUCGAGAUGUGUACGAGUGUUCAAUCGUGAUACAACCGUGGGAGGCACAUGAUAAAAUAGACAUACAAAAGUUAACUGGUGAUCAAGAAAUAAAUGCUUUUGCAGAUGUAGAUGAAGUGUUUCAAGGUGCUUGGGAGCUGGAAAAGAGAGAGUACGUCGUUCUUGGAGACGUGUGGAACAGCAUCUACCCAACAGCGAGCAAUAAAACUCAUCAAAGCGACCGAUACAUCAUCAAGAUAAAUAUUAAAAGACAUGCCACUGCGUAUAAUAUAGCGUUUUAUACACCUUUACUGAUAUUAAUGACAUUCGUGCUGUUAUCAUUCUACAGCGAGCCAGUGUGUUUGAGUCGUAUUUGGUUCUACUCGUGCUGUAGCAUCAUUAUAUGUAUUGGCAUGUGCUUUAUCGAUAAUCUAGUUCCCAGCCAUACAAUACCUACUGUUCUUCUUUUGUAUACUGUGCUACUGUGUGGUGUAUUAUUGGCGCUUUUGAUCCAGACGAUACUGAUGACGUCAGUAGGUAAAGUUUUCUCCAAUAAUAGUCUAGUGCAGAAGCUUCUUAGAGCACAAUAUGUUCGUUACAUAUUUGGAUUACCUGUUUUAAAGGCGUGCAGAAUCUACGAGACAAUAAACGAAGGAUUUUCAAGGCGCGAUGAUGAGGACACUGAAUCGGAUUUAGUAUCUUCAAGGAACGAGGAUUUGAAUGACGAAACAGCGGAACACUCGAGUUGCAAGGAUUUAGCUAUUGUGUUCGACAAGACUAUGUUCGUUGUUUACUCUAUUACGUUUGCGGUUAUGUUGGGCUUACAUUUUUGAAAAUAAAGACUAUAUCAUGAUAUAA